UCUUAGGCAUUGGAGGCUUUCAAGGAGCAACUGAUAUCUCAUUCGUAAACGGUUCUACUUCUGAUUAUGAAAAGUAGCUAUUAUCCUAUCCUCUCAUCAUAGACAAAGUGAGCAAAGCUCGGGUUUUCUAAGAGAGAAAGAACAUGAAGUUACUAGGUUGGAUGCACCGUAAGUUCAGGCAGAAUAGCAGUGAACCGCUGAAGGAUUUUGCCAUUGGUCAUGCUUGCAAUUGUCUUAUAGGACAGCCAUCCCUUGACGACCAACAAUACUACUCAAAACCAAACUAUGGAACCAGAUCAUUCAAGCAAGCACAGAAAGAUCACCUUCGAAAAUCUUUUGCUGGUCUGGAAGCAGCAAGAAUAGAAGAAGAAGAAGAGGAAGACUAUGAAGAAGAAUCGUCAGCUGCCAUAUCUGAGCUAUUCCACGGUUUUCUUGCAAUUGGUACCCUUGGUUCAGAUCCAAUCAAUACCGAACCCUCAACACCAACAUUUGCCAUCUCCGUUGAGAACAUCACUGAAAAAGAGACUGAAGUAACCGAAAACGAACUGAAGCUCAUCAAUGACGAGUUGGAGAAGGUUCUGGUAGCUGAAGCUAGAGAAGAUUGUUGCAAUGACUCAUCAGGAAGAAACAGUUAUGUCAGUGCAGGGAGAAGCAGUCAGGGUAGCACUAUUACCCUUAGCGGAAAGCCAAUGGAAGGCCAGGAGACCAAUGUGAAUGGAACAACAGUCUGUCCGCUCCAGGGAUACCUAUUUGGGUCAGCAAUUGAAUUAUCAGAAACGACAACCGUGGCAAAGAAGGAACACAGGACAUCACUCGGCGAGCUGUUUCAGAGGGCUAAAAUAGCAGAAGAGAAUUCUGGGGGUAAAUGUGAAAGGGAUGAGAAGCGCAUAGAGAAGGAAGCUGAUAAAUCUGCUGUGCAUCUCAUGAAAAAGAUGCUGAAGAAAAAAAUGCUCCAUGCUUCUUCUAGGAGCUCUGCUGCCACUGCUGGUGGAACCGUUGAUACUGCUUCAGCAGAAACAAAACUGCACAAGAUCCUACACAUGUUCCACAGGAAAGUUCACCCAGAAAGCUCAACAUCAGCGCGGAAGGCAGAUAAAUCCCAGAAAAAUGAGAAUAAGAAGAGCACCAACAAUGGGGGACACAACAAUGGAAGUCAAAUACUCCUAGAUGAAGACAUCACAGUACUUCCUCAGAGAACCCUUUCAAAGCGGAGCAUAAGGCGCUACAAGAGUCAAUCUAAUCCACCCCACUUCACUCUUAGCAGCAGUGACUCAAAUGAAAGCAGGGAAUACUGGAUCAAAACAGACGCAGACUACCUUGUGUUGGAGCUGUAAAAGGCAGAUGCAGCAGUGAAGCAUGGUUCUACAUUGUUAUCUUCGAUUUGGUACUGUAUUAGUGUGUUUGUAUGGGUGAUUGGUGCUAGUAAUACGUGAUUAGUUGUGUUAAAUAGAACUUGAGUGGAACAAAUAAAUAAAAGAGGCAGUCCUCCCCAAAAGCUGCCUUUUAAACAAGUAAUGUGGAAUGUAACACAUACUGUUUUUGCAUUAAUCAUGAAGGAAACUAUGCUGUCCUGAAUCAA
Hevea brasiliensis (rubber tree) is the source of this 1579-nucleotide messenger RNA. RefSeq names its product protein LAZY 1. The transcript is spliced from 5 exons. Bases 144 to 1334 code for a protein of 396 amino acids. The record is from RefSeq and is a predicted model, not a curated record. NCBI's taxonomy places the organism in Eukaryota, Viridiplantae, Streptophyta, Magnoliopsida, Malpighiales, Euphorbiaceae. Gene Ontology annotation, biological process: regulation of auxin polar transport; gravitropism.